UUUGAUGAAAAUGAGAGGAUGUGCAGAUUCUACUUUACGUGGAAAUGAAAAUAAAGAAUUUAUAACCAAAUCCGUUCCAAUUAUUUUGGAAGAAGGAAUUCGUAAACAGAGUGCUAGUAAUUUGUCGGGAGGUGAAGUUUCUACAAGUAGAGGUCCACCAUACAUUUUUCCAAGAUCUUUAUUAUUCAAUUCCAAUCCGAGGAAAUUACCUUGUGAGUUAAAUAAAAAAAUUGUAAAACAAUCAGCUGAUAAAAGGAUUGAAAAACGAUUUGAGAAAAAAACUAUGGUUCAAAUUACCCAUCCAUAUAGUAUAAAUGUGUGAUGUAGUCGCCAUUUUUAAGAUAAUUAAUCAAAGGAUAAUUGUCAAUUCAUCCCUUUUGGGCCCAGUAAAUUAUUUAUUCACAUAUUUACUAUAUAUUCAAUAUAACGAA
This is a messenger RNA of Chrysoperla carnea, 431 nucleotides long. RefSeq lists its product as uncharacterized. The transcript is spliced from 2 exons. The record is from RefSeq and is a predicted model, not a curated record. The coding region runs from base 5 to 322 and encodes 105 amino acids. NCBI's taxonomy places the organism in Eukaryota, Metazoa, Arthropoda, Insecta, Neuroptera, Chrysopidae.